Molecule: messenger RNA, 1197 nt
Organism: Pipistrellus kuhlii (Kuhl's pipistrelle)
Lineage: Eukaryota; Metazoa; Chordata; Mammalia; Chiroptera; Vespertilionidae
Gene: ANKRD46
Product: ankyrin repeat domain 46
Exons: 4
Coding region: 172-858 (228 amino acids)
Molecular function (GO): protein binding
Source: RefSeq, a predicted model, not a curated record
UCCGCCGCCAGGGGGCGCGCGGCCGCCGCAGCGUGAGGCCGCUCUGGCCCCGACGGGCUCCCCUCGUCUCGGUGGCCGCCUCUCCCCUCCGCCCGCCGUCAUCGCCGCCGGGAGGGCGCCGCCGCUGUCACCUCUGAUCGCCGGUGCCCAGGCAUCCACCACAUCGGAACCAUGUCCUACGUUUUUGUAAACGACUCUUCUCAGACUAAUGUGCCCUUGCUACAAGCCUGCAUUGACGGAGACUUUAACUAUUCCAAGCGGCUUCUGGAAAGUGGUUUUGACCCCAACAUCCGUGACAGCAGGGGCAGAACAGGCCUUCACCUUGCCGCAGCCCGCGGGAACGUGGACAUCUGCCAGCUGCUGCAUAAAUUUGGGGCUGAUCUUCUGGCCACGGAUUACCAGGGGAACACAGCUCUUCAUCUCUGUGGUCAUGUGGACACUAUUCAAUUCUUAGUCUCCAAUGGACUCAAAAUUGAUAUUUGCAAUCAUCAAGGUGCUACACCCUUAGUUCUGGCAAAGCGCAGGGGAGUGAAUAAAGAUGUCAUCCGAUUGCUGGAGUCUUUGGAAGAACAGGAAGUAAAAGGAUUUAACAGAGGAACCCAUUCAAAACUGGAGACCAUGCAGACAGCUGAGAGUGAAAGCGCCAUGGAAAGCCAUUCCCUCCUCAACCCCAACCUACAGCAAGGUGAAGGCGUCCUGUCCAGCUUCCGAACCACGUGGCAGGAGUUUGUAGAGGAUCUGGGCUUCUGGAGGGUUUUGCUCUUGAUCUUUGUCAUUGCUCUGCUGUCUCUCGGUAUUGCCUACUAUGUGAGCGGGGUGCUGCCCUUCGUGGAAAACCAGCCAGAGCUGGUGCAUUGAAGGAGCCCGUGGAAGGUGCGGCACAUGCCUGUUUCCUGGCUUCAGUGUUUCUCAGUUUCUCCAAAUUGUCCUCUUAGUGCAAGGCAGUGAGGUCUGUACAUCGUUUUCUCUUUGCGUUUUCACAUAUUGUAAUCCUUUCAACUGCCACGUUCAUUUGAACUGACUGCAUACUGUAGUCAGGAUACUGCAUCCUAAAGCUACCCGUGACUCAACCUGACUUCUUAGGAACACACAGCAAUGUGCGGUAAAACAUGGAAAUGACUAAAGAAAGAAAGAUAAGGGAGGUCCCUGCUAUAGAAACCUCAUCCCAACAUAGGACCAACUCCAGUGACAUGUUCA